Molecule: messenger RNA, 1354 nt
Organism: Paramormyrops kingsleyae
Lineage: Eukaryota; Metazoa; Chordata; Actinopteri; Osteoglossiformes; Mormyridae
Source: RefSeq, a predicted model, not a curated record
AUGCCCACAAAGAGGAAGAAAGAGGAGAACAAGAGGAGAUCAGACAGAUUAGAGAAAAAGGACACAUUUGUUGAGAAGAUGCAGCGUGAAUUUUCUAUUAAUGCUUCCAGAAGUUUUCCCGAAAAUGAUUAUAUAAUAAUGAACACAGCUUUUGUUCAGAGAGAUGAUAUCACAUUCAAUAAAGACCCCGAGACAGUGAUGCCGAUUAAGCAAGAAGGUAUUCCUGGAGACAAUGCAACAGGCCUACAGGGGGAGCUACGUGCUGUGGAAGACUUUUGCUCCUCUGUGCUAAUGUGUGCUGCUAAUGAAAGCUGCCAUGCAAAUAAGAUGUCAGAAAUAUCAAUGAGGACAGGCAUCAUCAUUAAACCAGUGUGGAGCUGGAUUCGCAAAACAGCAGUCGAUGUGAAUCUCGAUCCCAGUACAGCUCAUCCUAAACUCAUCAUCUCUGGGGACCAGAAAUCAGUGAGACUUGGGAAGAAUCGACAGACAUUUCCUGAGAACUCAAAGAGGUAUGACCAUGUCGUCAAUGUCCUUGGAAAGGAGAGCUUCUCUUCCGGCAGGCAUUACUGGGAGGUUGAAGUAAAACAUAAGACCGACUGGACUCUAGGGGUGGCGAAGGGGACAGUCUCAAGAAAGGGAACUUUACUUAUCCGACCUGACACUGGAUUCUGGACCAUAAUUCUGAAAGAUGGAAUGUACAAGGCUAACAGUGAGUCCCCUGUCCUUCUUUCCUUGAGGGAGACGCCCCAGAAGGUGGGGGUGUAUGUGGAUUAUGGGAGGGGUCAGGUCUCCUUUUACAGUGUGGACAGCAGGACUCACAUCUUCUCUUUCUCUGGAUAUAAUUUCACCGAAGAGCUACAUCCUCUCCUGCGACCGGGCCUCACUGAUUACGGCAAAAACACAUCACCACUGAUCAUCACUCCCAUCGAUGUUCACCAAAAAUAAGUCAGUGAUGUGCACUUUAGAUUAUAAUCACACAGAAGCGUGUAUUUCGAGGGGAGGAGACUUUGACAUUUUAGAAAAAAAUAAAAGGAAUAAGGUUGUAUCUGAGUCUUUGAAAAGCAAACAGACACAUGGAUAUGACUUUUGUAUAUGACCCUCUGAGGUUCAGAUGCUUUCUGUGGCCAUGGUCAGGCUCUCCUGUCUGUGACAUAUUUUGAUAUGUAUUGAUAUAUUUCGUAACAUAUUUUGAUUGCUGUUAAUUUGUUUUUUCAUGAAUUACUUUUCUAAGAGAAGAAACACCUUAUGAUUCAGGCUGUGAUUAGAAGGAGCUUGUGAAAAUGAUUUACAAUUUUUUUUUCUUAUUCUUUUUAGAUUAUGUUUAUGUAUAUACUAGAGCUGGGAGGUAUGACCA